AGUGUUUUUUCUUUAACAUUUCCAAGUAAACAGUAAAAAUAUAAAAAUGGGUUUUGACACGCGUCUACUUAACGUGUUAGUAUUAAGCUGUGGAUUUAUGCUGACUUUUACCGCAUUCCAAACUAUGGGAAAUAUCGAGAAAACGAUAUUGGAGAGUAUCGCUGCAGACGAUCCAUCAUUCCACGCUGACGGUUACACGAGUUUGGCGAUAAUAUACGCUGUGUUCGCAAUAUUCAUCUGGUUGGUACCGUCGUUUAUAUCAAUAACAGGUCCACGCACAGCGAUCAUUGCAGGAUGUUCUUGCUACGUGGCAUUUAUAGCAUCGUUUCUCUGGCCUCAAACGGAGUUACUAUACGUGGUAUCAGCGAUCCUUGGUAUUGGCGCAUCGUUGAUAUGGACCGGUCAAGGAACAUAUUUAACGCAGAACAGUGAUUCUGAAACAAUGUCGAGAAACGCUAGUAUAUUUUGGGCAAUAUUCCAGUGCUCGUUAUUCGCAGGGAAUCUAUUCGUCUAUUUCACAUUUUCCGGACCAACGAUAAACGAAUCGACAAGGAACACUGUAUUCUGGGUGUUAACAGCGGUGGCAAUUUUUGGAUUAUUGUUACUCGCCACAUUAAGAAAAGCUGCGCAAGGACUAGAAAUUGGAGAAGCUGAGGGUGUAUCAAGUGCCGACAAAGAACUGCACAUCCCUGAACCAGUGAGAGAAAAACCUUUGAUAGCUGCUUGGCACGCGUUAAGAGAUUCCUUACGUCUUUUUGUGACGGGAAAGAUGAUGUUGUUAUCCAUAACAUUUUUCUACGCUGGUUUAGUCCUUACAUUUUUUUCCGGUGUAUAUUCAUCCAGCGUUGGGUUUACCAAAGCGAUGGGUGACAACGCUAAAAGUCUGGUAGGUUUAUCAGGAAUUUGUAUCGGAUGUGGUGAAGUAGUUGCUGGUGCAUUAUUUGGUAUUUUAGCGUCAAAAACUGCAAGAUUUGGACGCGAUCCAAUAGUGAUAAUCGGUUUUGUCGUUCACAUGUUUGCCUUCUGUACAAUAUUCUUGAAUCUUCCCGACAAUUCACCUUUCCAAGACACGGAGGCAACAGGUUUCAUAUCUCCGUCACCUGCUCUAGCGAUGGUAGGAGCUGUAGCUUUAGGAUUUGGUGACGCGUGUUUCAAUACCCAGGUAUAUUCCCUCCUGGGUGUGCUCUAUGCCAAAGACAGUGCGCCAGCAUUUGCACUUUUCAAAUUUAUGCAAUCCGCAGCUGCAACCAUAAGUUUUUUAUACAGUAGUCACAUAGGACUUUAUAUACAAUUGGGUAUACUGGUAAUUUUUGUGAUAAUGGGUACGAUAAGUUUCUGUCUAGUCGAACUUCUUUUGAGAAAAGAAAAAGCGAAUGAAAGUCCAGAGGUGAUACCGGCUCUGGUCGAUACUACAUGCCGAUUGGAUGCGUGAUAAUAAAAUAAUCAUAUAUUAUCACAAUUCUCAGGAUAAAUUCAUUCCUACAAAAAAUGCACAAAUGCGUGUACACAUUUAACUAUAGAUCACGUCUUCCCGCCCAAAGUUACAUGGGAUAUUAUUCUACCUUUAUUUUUCAAACGAGAUCUAAACAAUUUCACGACUCAAGAUAAGACAUGUAAAUACGAUAAAUCACUAGUUACUAGGUCUACCGAAUGACGAUUAAUUGAACUGAUAAAAAAAAAAGAAAAAAUGGAACCAAUAAUUUUCUAGAUACCGCGACUAGCCGUUGUUCGAUAUUUACCACGUUAUGUACAUAUUGUUUGGUCGCCUACGGUAGUAUGGAGAAAAAAAAAAAAGACAAGUUUAAUAACGAUGUGAGUAAUAUAACUGGUAUGUUAUUUCAUAGUAUAGAUGAGGUUACAGAAGUUUCAUCUACAAAUAAUGUCCAUCAGAUGUUUGUUUAACGUGAGGAAGGAGUGACAGUUUAUCCUGAUAAAAUAAAAUGCACGAAGGACAAACACGAAAUAAAAAAAUAAAAAACGUUGCUCUAGUUUCGAUGAUCCCUGUAGCUGAUUAAAACCCGAUCGAUAAAAUAAUCAUUUUUCCAACGGUUGUUCUGAAAGGUCUAUUAUAAAAUCACUACACUGUAAUGUGACAAAAAAAGAACAAUGAGAAAAAAAAAAAAAAAUUAAAUAAAAAGAACGAUCGAUAUUAAGCAAUCCAAUUUGUAUUAUCACUGUUUUGAAGAAUUUUUAUACAAGUGCAUCACCAUUAUCUAUUAAUGUCAAGAGGGAAUGAAAUGAUCGCGUGUCAUUCAAUAAAUCAUUUAGUAUAUGCUAGUAAGCGCGAAACCUUAAUUUGGAGUACUUGAACUGAAAACAAAAUACAAGAAAAGAAAAAGAAAAAUGUUGUAUCUCAACGAGCCAUAUUCUUUUUUUGUUCAUGUAACUAUAUUGUAUAAUUAUUCCAAUUGUCUUCCGCCCGUCAAAGUGCGUUGUUAAUAUGAUAGCAUAACAAUUAAUGUAAUUGUAGCAUUUAUAUAGAAAAAAAAGAUGAAAAAAAAUAAAUUUUAUACUGUAAAAUAUCUGUAAAGUUAUAUAAAUAGUUGAUAUCGAGCGACGAAGCCAUUAUUACGUUGUUAUUGAACAAAAAAAACAUAAAACUAAAAAUAAAAUAAUAUAUGUAUGAAUCGAUAUAAAUGAAAUGAAAUACGAGAAAAAAAAAGAAACUGUUUCAUCGAUACCGAAUGAAUUUAUAGAAUUAUAAUAAACGUUAUUACCUAUCUUUA
Molecule: messenger RNA, 2726 nt
Organism: Athalia rosae (coleseed sawfly)
Lineage: Eukaryota; Metazoa; Arthropoda; Insecta; Hymenoptera; Athaliidae
Product: UNC93-like protein MFSD11
Exons: 2
Coding region: 47-1432 (461 amino acids)
Source: RefSeq, a predicted model, not a curated record